AGGAGUGUGUCACAGUGUCUUGUGUGGACCGAUGGCUCAUCCAAGUGCACCAAGGGACAGAUCAGCAGCAGCAGCAGCAGCAGCAGCACCAGCACGAUGCUGCCUAUCUUCUGUCGUCACCAUCCUGGUGGUUUGCCUGAGUGUGCUAGCGAAUGCCGUCACCUGUUCGUCCUCAUUUGGCCCUUCAUUAUUCACGUAAGUAAGGCGGCGAGAUGCACUGCACUCACUGCAAAGGGACCGGUACGUAGGACCUUCAUGCGCUGGUCGGUCUGUCGACUCAGAUCCCUCCCAGCAGCGUUUGUCAGCGGUCCUCGCCUGUUGCCCUUGGCCUUGCACAGGCAUCGUCCGUCGUCUUAUCAUCGUUCGCCCGUGAGGAUGAGCAGCAGCCCUCGGUCCGGUGGUGUGGACAGUGUGGCGCCGCAGACCACACCCACCAGCAGCCAGAGCACCACCAGCAGCGGCAGCAGCCAGAGCAGCAGCAGCCAGAGCAGCAGCAGCAGCGACUCUGUUCAUGCACCGCACAGUCAUGUGUCGACUGGGAGGGAGGGGAUUGAGGAAGGGACAGAUGAGCAGGCCAACCCGAUACUGGAGGUGAGCUGAGUGUGUGUGGUCAGGGAGGAGGGCCAUUCGUGUGUGUGUGUGUGUGUGUGGAUGCAGCGUCUUCGCCAAAGGCGAGCCGACGGGGCGGCCAAUGACUUCUCGCCCCUGGAGGACUGGGCUAUACUGGUAAUCAUCAGCUGAGCAGCUCCCACGCACACACCCUCCCUCCCUCCCAUGUGUGUGUUCUUGUUUGUGUGGGUGCGUCAAAUAAAUCAGGACAAUGUUGAGAAGUACCUGACAUUGGACGGGCAGUCCGUGGCGUGGCGGCGGAUGGCGCAGGACGUCGAGGACUUCCAGGUGGCGAAGCGGAGGCCUAUCGAGCUCAGGGACAGGUGGACCCAGGUACUGACGCAAACACCGCCUCGUGUGCUGUGUGUGCCUGUGUAUUGACAUUGUCUGUUCUGUGUGUCUUCCCCCCCCAGUUGGUGCGUGAUCCGUCAGCGUUGGGCGACCGGCCAGAGUCUCCGGAGGUCAACCCAUUCAAGAAGAGCAAGACCCCAAAAGUCGCCGAACCACUCUCGCCAAGGGUCAGUCAGUCACAAUAUCUACCAGUCACCCAACCUAUACACCAGGCUGGCUGGCAGACAUGUGUGUUGACUGCACGUGUGUAUGCAUUUUGCCUGGCUGCAGGACGAGAAGGACCUGCAGAACCUCUCCACCAUCCACCCAGUGAGUGAGUUGUGGGCCAACACAGUAGACACACACACACUCACACACACCCACACCUACGUGUUUGUCGACACAUCAAUCCACACAGAUACUGGAGGAGUGGGAGGAGCUGCCCGACGGCCGCUACCAGGGCCUGCUCGUGGGGGAGCGGGGCGUCGACAUCGGAUCCAACAUCGCCACUGAGUUCGUGCCGCAGGAACACCGGACUCUCUACUACAUCAAAACCAUAUCAGGUGCGCUGCCACACCGAGUCGCCCUUGACAAGCCGGCAAUGAGUGUGUGUGUGUGUGUGUGUGGUUGUAGGUAAGAUAUACGAGUUGGGCAUGAGCCGCGCGGAGGCCCGCCUGAUGGACGAGGAAGAUGCAAUCACAUUCGUGGAGCUCUUCCAGAUGCUCAAGCAGAGACCCCUCGUGGUCCGUCAGUCAGUCCUGAAACCACAUACACACCCCUGCCUCUCAUCGAUGUCUGUCUGAAUGGCAUGGAUGCAGGCGGCGGGCAUAGCGACGGCCGGCGCCGUGAUCAUCGGGCUGCAAGUCUUCUUGGCCUCACUCUCUGUGCCCCCCUCAAUCGUGACGACCGACCCAUCCAUCCCCACCCUGCCCUCCGACCUCCAGCCGACAGACUCGCCCUCGUCGCCACAGCAACUGGGGGGUGGCGGCUCUGGGGCCACGGCCAAGCGGCUGACGCUGACGAUUCCUCGAAAUGGCGGGCCGAGGAUCACCAUGGAGGAGGGUGAGGCGCCGGUUGAGGGGGAGGAUGUGUCUCUGUUUUCGAUAGAGACGCUACUCAUCCGACCUGACAGCAACAAAGAGGUGAAGAAAGAGGUCUUCCCCCCAUGUAUCCGAUGCACGUGUAUGUGUGUGUCGUGUCGGUGUGCAGGGUGGAGGCUUAGGCUUGCUGCCGGAUGACACGUUCGGUUCCCGCAUCCGUGAGAAGAUCCGUUCUGACGCGCAGCGGUUUGAGGAGCAGAUGGGCCGUGAGAGGGCGCGGAUCGAGGCUGACAUGGAGGAAAUGAGGAAGGCACUCAUGUGACCGACUCAUGUGACUGAUGUGACUGACGACCACGUGUGGCGUACUUACAAACAGGCAGGCCGGCAGAUAGAGAGCGAGAGGUUUUUCUGUGUGGAAAAGGUGCAUGCCACUGCAUGCCUCUGUGUGGUGUGGUGUGAUCUAGCGAGAGAGAGGGAGAGAGAGAGAGAGAGAGAGAGAGAGAAUAGGACGAAUAGAGAGUAAGGCGGAGUGAGUGG
Messenger RNA from Vitrella brassicaformis, 2516 nucleotides. The record is from the annotation of a GenBank genome assembly. Lineage: Eukaryota; Vitrellaceae.